GAGACACAUACAUGUGAUCACAUGAAUAGUACCACAAACUGCUGUAGAAAGGGGUCGAUUUGUUGAGUGAGUGAAUUUAUUAAACUGUUAUACAGGAAAUGGCAAAUGUAACACUGGAACAACAACCGCCGCCGGGAAAGAUUAUUAGCGAGACCCUAUCAAAGAAAUUCCCUACAGGAUUUAUUCAACAAACUGCACAAACCGUACACGCUAUGAGGCACAAACCGAUAUCAGCAGGGUCAUCACGUAGGACUGAUCAAGUCCUAGGCGAAAAUGGGAAGCACCAACUGCGUAGAGAAAACACGUAUCCAGGCACUGGCAAAACACCAAACAUUACAAAAGUCAAUACAGAUCCGGAUAUUCGGGUAUUUCGUCUAAUUUGCAAAGUGGAAAGCUUUCCACUCUUACAGCGAAACUUGCAAUUCGCUAGGGACAUUCAGAAAAGGUGUCAAAAUAUAGUUGAUAACGUUGAUGGGAUCCAUGUUCCGAAGUACCCAAGACUCCUUGAUCAACAAGAACUGACGUUAUAUAUAGCUACGGGCAGUGAUGUGGAUGAUAUUUCACAAAAGAUAUCUACCAUAAUGGGUGACCAUGAUUACAGUGAAAAAAUGGAUGUUACAGAGAAAUGUUUCAAAGGAGACAGUAAAAUUGUGACACCUGAUCAAGACUGUUCGUGUCUGAUUCUCUUUCUACACAAAGAUCAGACGAACAAUUAUAUACUUGAAUCAUCGAAAGUGUUGCAUGUUCCGAGUCCACCUGCUGUUGCGAUAUCCGGACAAAGCCAAUCAGUAAAAGAUUUCAGUGAAGAAACAAAAGACCAGCCGUGCAUUCGACGAAAACUUACCCAUAUUCUAGGCGAAGACCUGUUCACCUAUGCAAAAGAAGUGCAGCAAAGCCUUGAUAAAUAUGAGGACAUAAUCAAGUCUCCAAACCCUGACCAAAUAACCAUGCUGCGGAACACCAAGGAAGCUGUGACUGUAUUGCUUACCCGAAGAGUGCUUCCGGACUGUGAAACAUCAGCAGCUGGUGGCUCUACUAAAUGUGAAAUUCCAGAUGAUAUAGAUUCAGCACUGAAUGCAAUGGAAAACUGCGGCGUAAUGGCAUUUGGAUUGUUUGCGGACAACUUUAUAGUCUUUAUCGACGAAAAGUGCAGUGACCAAGUACAAAAACAGACCACCCAAGAGAUAACAAACCUUUGCAGCGAUCGAUACGACUUCAAAAUACCUUUAAGAGUGAUACAUGUUUCACAAGACUUCUUGACAGACACGGGUUUGGAGCAAGGCCAUGCAUUCCAAACUGGAUCUAACUCUGGCUCUAUCGGAAUGGUAACAAACGCAACUGUACACCCGGUCGCCACAGAGACAAUCACAGAAGCAGAUGGAUCGACACAUUCAGAACAGGGAAUUCCUAAACACAUCGUCGUGGCAAUUACCGCAGGUCAUAUUUUUGCAAAAAGCGAUGACGCAUGUUUCGUCAGAAAAGAUGAACAAACUGUGAAAUUCGGAAAAUGCCUCGCAAAACAGUAUCGCAAGGGAAAUAUUUCAGCAAAGCAAUUUGACAUCGCCUUGAUAGAACUCGACGAGAACAUGACAACCAUCGACGUUUGCUCUCAAAAAUUCAGAAAUGAUACUGGUGAAUCAUGUGACGGUGUUUUGUUUAAAGGCUCUCUUGCAUCUGGUACUGUUAUGUACAAAAAAGGUGCUACAACCAAAAUGACGGCAGGAGUUGUUGUCAGCCAAGAUUUUCGAAAAGUUGGACCUGUCGAUACGCAGAAAGGCUACUUGAUCAAAGGGCGCGAUGGUAGUGAAUUCGCUAAACGCGGAGAUAGUGGUUCCAUUGUAUUUACGUUAGACAUCAAUGACGAAGAAAAUAGAACUGUCAAUCUAAUAUCGAUUGUAUCGCAAAUAUUGACAGAGGAGUUUACUAAAAAAAUUGAGGAUCCCGGAAAAUUCACUUACAGCGUCCGCCUUGACAAGUGUCUUGAAAUCCUACCUAAUGUGACCGUGCAAAUGCCUAAAAAGUAAUUUUGUUUACUACCCCAUACGUACAACUGUAUAUAUUUACAUCAUUAUUACUUGUGAUUUGGUCAUGUUUUUUCAGUUAUCUGUGAUAAUUCCUUAUGUAUUUUGGAUCUCAUCAUAAUUUUAGAACUAGUUUUCCUUAUUGUUCCUUAUAUUUCCGUAAUGUCAAUGCAGUAUUUCUUGAACUAUUCCGAGUUAUUUAAAUUCGUAUAUGACGCCUGAUAUGUUUGCUUUGUUUUGGGGUUACUGCUACCACCUUAAAUACAUAUCUGUGUAUCCUACUACUUUAACAAUAGUAUUAGCAUGAUAUAUUAUUUGAUAUUUUCAAUUAUUUAAAGCGUGUUCCAAGGUACAUGUAUACAUACUGUGUCUAAUUCUCUUUUGGAAACCUCACCAUUGUUUUCUGCUUUACUGAUGUUUACUGAGUGCCAAAAAGAAAACAAAUUCAAUUAGUAGAUUUGUUUAUUUUUCUUUUGAUUUUCGCACCCGUUCGUUACUUUGAUUUAUCAUUUUACUUGUUAAAAUAUCUAUUUGGUGGUUAUAUUUUUAAAUGAAGUAUGCAUUGUCUGAGAUUUUGAAUUUUUAGUUGGAAAAUAAUUUUGUAGCGUGAUAAUUAAACUUCCUACUACUAACCAUUUUUGUUUGCAACCUAAUUUGUUUCGAUAAACAAUAUGUACAAAUUGGUAAAUAUAUGCUUGUGAAUAGGUCGUAUGUAUUGAGUAUUUUCUUUUGCUUAUUCAUCGCGUAUUUUGGAUCUUAAUCGUGAUUAAACAAUUGUUUCCAAUACAUUACCGUAUACCAAUGCAGUAUUCCGAGUUAUUUAACAUCGUUUAUGACGAGUUGCUGCUUCAACCUUCAGAUAUGAUAAGAUUUUCUUGAGAAUAAAAGAAAACCUUCAAUGAAUAAUUUAUUAAUCGAUCGUUACUCAGAAAUAGUUGCGAGUUAUUUUGAAACGAAUUGUGUUUUGUUUGAAUAUGUUGUGCUGAUGUAGUACAGUAAAGCCUGGGAUAUUUUUAUCUUAAUCUUUAUUUUUAUUAAACAAAUUAUUGCCUUUAUCAUAUGAAAUAUCGGUACAAAAGCAUACACUAUUAUCGUUCAUUCAACAUCUUAAAAAUAAGUUCGUACUUAUUAUUCUUAUCAAGAUAUGAAGUAAGAACAUUACAUGACAUUUCAUUAAAAUGAGAUUCUAGAUCGAGGAAUAUAAAAUAAAAAGCAUAUUUUUUUUUAUUUUUUUUAGCAAAUAAAUUGUGACCUUCAUUGCGAUGGCGUAAACGGUAGAAUGAACAAGUGUGGCAACUAUGAUUAACGAGCUCGAUGAAGAAAACGUUAUAAUAAACUCAGAAAAUACACAGCGAACAACUAUUAAAUUAUUUAAUCUUGAUUAUAAUCCUCGUUGUAUUCGCGCAUUUACAUACUGCUUACGGUCGAAAAGUAAGGAACGAAGCCAACAUCGUUUACUUUAAAGACAUGGAAAUUUGCAAGUGCAUCUAUUGAAUACGAGGUUUAUCAUCAUUCCACUGUUGCGUAAUUAGACGAGAUUUGAUCCAAGAAGUGUUAUCUGUUCCAAGGUGUUGAAAUUACGAACCAUAGUUGUCACCAGAAUAUUAUGUAUCGCUGAACCGUAGAGACAUAUAUCUAGCCAUGCGCCGUAUUUCAAACAGGUAUCAAUUCGCCGAACCUUCUUUCACUGCGUAUAUACGAUAAUGUAUACGAAGUCACAGUUUGAUAAGCUAGAGAUGAAAGUAUGUAAAUAUAUACAUUAGGCAGGUUGAUAGUGUUGCAUAAAUGACUUAUUUUUAUUCAAUUUUUAUCUCGUAUAUAUUUGUUUUUUUAAUUCAUUAUUUUGUAUCGCAAUGAACGUAUAAUCUUCCGUAUAUAAUAUGAUUUUCAGAGAAAGAAUAUUUUUUAUAUUUUUUUAUUUCUUUGUUUAUAUACCGUGGGA
Messenger RNA from Mizuhopecten yessoensis (Yesso scallop), 3963 nucleotides. RefSeq lists its product as uncharacterized. NCBI's taxonomy places the organism in Eukaryota, Metazoa, Mollusca, Bivalvia, Pectinida, Pectinidae. The record is from RefSeq and is a predicted model, not a curated record. The transcript has 7 exons. The coding region runs from base 99 to 2024 and encodes 641 amino acids.